AUGGCUGAUAUGAGUCCUACUGAUAUCUUUAAUUUCAUUCUGAUCGGCGCUACUAUCGGCAUGAUGAUAGCAAUGCUUAUCAUCGUAUACAUGUGUAAAGCUAUUAGAAGUCGUUAUUAUGCUGAUAUCUCAUUAAAUUACGGUCCAAUGGUAGUACCAUCAAAAAAUACAACACCAUUUAGUAGAAUGAAUGCUUUUGGCAGUGAUAAUGGCAAAGCGAAACAAAAAGUAACAUUUCAAAAUUUGAUUUAA
Molecule: messenger RNA, 252 nt
Organism: Loa loa (African eye worm)
Lineage: Eukaryota; Metazoa; Nematoda; Chromadorea; Rhabditida; Onchocercidae
Exons: 2
Coding region: 1-252 (83 amino acids)
Source: RefSeq, a predicted model, not a curated record